CUUUGAAUAAUUUAUCGCAUUAGCAGAGCCAUGCUCUCCACCCGCGGCCGCAAAUAUGCGGAUUUGAACCUGGCGGCGGGAUACAUGAAGAAACGGGGACCUCUUUAUAAUAAACUCGAGCACCCCGACGGUCUUGUAUCAUUGACAACUGCGGAGAAUUUCCUCAUGCAGGAGCGAGCGCUCAACUUCGUAAAGACAGAGUGUCUUCCAAAACUCGAGCUUAGUACGUUGACAUAUCACGAUGGACCUUUCGGUUCCAGGCGCUUGAGGCACGCCAUGGCCAACUUCAUUAACGCUCGGUUCGCACCGUUCGUGCCGGUGACCAAUGAUGAGAUAACCUUCGUCAGUGGCGUGACAGCACUAAACGAAAUUCUGUCAUUAUGCACGACUGAAGAAAAUGAGGGCUUCCUUCUCGGUAUGCCGAUCUACGGAUCUUUUGCUCCAGACCUGCAAACCAAGUCCAAUUGCAGAUUAGUGUAUACGUCGUUCGAAGAUCAAGAUCAAUUUAGUGUGCAGGCAGUUGACCACUAUGAGCGUGCUCUCCAAGAUGCUGAACGCGAAGGGAUCAAAGUGCGAGCGCUCGUUCUCACCAAUCCUCACAAUCCCCUUGGUCAAUGUUAUCCUCAAGAAACGCUUGAAGCCAUAUUGCGGUUCUGCGGUAAGUACAAUAUACACCUCAUCAGCGACGAGAUCUACGCUCUAUCGGUGUAUUGUACAGGACCAUCGCGUCCUGGGUUUACUUCUAUACUUUCGAUAGAUAUCAGAAAUAUCGUUGACAGCCAUUUGGUCCACGUUCUUUACGGACUAUCCAAGGAUUUCGCCGCCGCCGGUCUUAGAUUGGGAUGUCUGAUUUCGAAGAGUGCACAGCUGACACAAGCUGUGCGAUCUCUAGCCCGAUUUCAUUGCGCAUCGCCGCUAACAGAUGCCAUUGCCACAACGGUCCUUGAGGAUGAAGACUUUUGCACAGAGUUCCUUCAAGAAAGUCAGCGUGUCUUGGGCGACCAUCGAGCAAUUGCGGCGGAGGCACUUGACGAUGCUAACAUUCCAUAUGCUCGUAACUCAAACGCCGGAUUCUUUCUCUGGAUCGACUUAUCAGCAUGCCUGCAAGACCCGUCAUGGCAGGCGGAGGAGGACCUAAAGAUGAGACUCUACGAUCAUGGUGUGGAAAUGUCAACUGGGCAGGCAUAUCACGACAGAAUGCCUGGAAGCUUCCGUUUUAUCUUCUCAGUCGACAGAGAUACUCUGGUAGAAGGUCUUGCGAGAAUUGUCUCCUUCUUCAAGACGCAUAGCAACAAUGUUAAUGUUCUUGGAUUAUAGGGAUUUACUUCACACGUCUUUUCGCAUAAGUAGAC
This is a messenger RNA of Dothidotthia symphoricarpi CBS 119687, 1352 nucleotides long. RefSeq names its product aminotransferase, classes I and II family. Gene Ontology annotation, molecular function: transaminase activity; pyridoxal phosphate binding. Gene Ontology annotation, biological process: biosynthetic process; amino acid metabolic process. The transcript has 9 exons. NCBI's taxonomy places the organism in Eukaryota, Fungi, Ascomycota, Dothideomycetes, Pleosporales, Dothidotthiaceae. The record is from RefSeq and is a predicted model, not a curated record. The coding region runs from base 31 to 1317 and encodes 428 amino acids.